AUGAUGUGCGAAGUGAUGCCGACCAUUAACGAAGGGGACUCCAUGAGUUCCCAGCGCGGCUCUCAGAACGGCACGGACGCCGAGGCCAAUUUCGAGCAGCUGAUGGUGAACAUGCUGGACGAGCGAGACAAGCUUCUGGAGUCCCUGCGCGAGACCCAGGAGACGCUGAUCCAGUCGCAGACCAAGCUCCAGGACGCGCUGCACGAGCGAGACCUGCUCCAGCGACAGCUCAACUCGGCGCUCCCGCAGGAAUUUGCAACGCUUACCAAGGAGCUGAAUGUGUGUCGAGAACAGCUGUUGGAGAAAGAGGAGGAAAUCUCUGAGCUCAAAGCCGAGAGGAACAAUACCAGGCUGUUGCUGGAGCACCUGGAGUGUUUGGUGUCGCGUCACGAGCGCUCGCUGAGGAUGACGGUGGUGAAGAGACAGGCUCCGCCCCCCUCCGGAGUCUCCAGCGAGGUGGAGGUGCUCAAGGCCCUCAAGUCCCUCUUUGAGCACCACAAGGCCCUGGAUGAGAAGGUGAGGGAGAGGUUGAGGGUGGCACUGGAGAGGAUCACAACCCUGGAGGGACAACUGGCUACAGCCAAUCAGGAGCUGAUGGUGUCGAGGCAACGGAAGGACAGACCAGAUGCUGAGGACAGGAUGGACAGCUCCAAGCCCAUAUGGAAGAGGCUGCCCAACGGCUCCAUAGACGCGCAUGACGAGGGCGGGCGGUGUGUGGAGCUGCAGGAGCUGCUGGAGAAGGCCAAUAAGGAGCUGACGCAGAGCAGGGAGCGCGUGGGCAUGCUCAGUACGCGCGUCUCCGACCUGGAGACCGAGCUCACCAACGCCCGCAAGGACCUGCUCAAGAGCGAGGAGACCAGCGCCAAGCACCAGAGGGACAUCCGCGAGGCUAUGGCACAGAGGGAGGACAUGGAGGAGCGCAUCACCACCCUGGAGAAGAGAUAUCUGGCCGCCCAGCGCGAGACCACGUCCAUCCACGACCUCAACGACAAGCUGGAGAACGAGCUAGCCACCAAGGACUCACUACACAGACAGAGCGAGGAGAAAGUGCGCCACCUGCAGGAGCUGUUGGAGCUUGCGGAGCAGCGUCUGCAGCAGACCAUGAGGAAGGCGGAGACUCUGCCAGAGGUGGAGGCGGAGUUAGCCCAGAGAGUGGCAGCCCUCUCCAAGGCUGAGGAGCGCCAUGGCAACAUUGAGGAGCGCCUACGACAGCUAGAGUCCCAGUUGGAGGAGAAGAACCAGGAGUUGGGCAGGGCGCGUCAGCGUGAGAAGAUGAAUGAGGAGCACAACAAGCGCUUGUCAGACACAGUGGACCGCCUCCUCACCGAGUCUAACGAGCGACUGCAGCUCCACCUCAAGGAGCGCAUGGCAGCGCUGGAGGAUAAAAAUGCCCUCAUACAUGACCUGGAAAGAUGCCAGAAACAGCUGGAGGAGUUUCACCACACUAAGGAGCGGCUGAUCGGAGAGAUAGAGAAGCUUCGGUCGGAGAUCGAACACCUGAAACGCAGAAGUGGAGUCUUUGGAGAUGGAACACACCCUCGGUCCCACAUGGGCAGUGCCAGUGACCUGCGCUACUCGAUGGUGGAGGGGCAGAGUGACCACUACGGCUCCGCCUCCGUCAUGCGCCGCAAGGGCAGAAUGGUGGCGCUCAGAGACGACCCCAACAAGGGGGAGAAGGAUUGGGAGCGGUCCCAGCCCUCCAGCCUGCGGGCUAGCCGCACACACCUGAUGGAGAGCGACGCGGAGCUGUCCGACCUGGACGAUGACGACCGCGAGACCAUCUUCAGCUCCGGGGACAUGCUGUCGCCCAGCGGCCACUCCGACGCCCAGACGCUGGCCCUCAUGCUGCAGGAGCAGCUGGACGCCAUCAACGAGGAGAUCAGGAUGAUCCAGGUGGAGAAGGAGUCGGCGGAGUUGCGAGCGGACGAGAUCGAGAGCCGCGUCAACAGCGGCAGCAUGGACGGCCUCAACGUCACGCUCAGGCCCCGCCCCUCCAUCCCCACCUCCGUCACCGCCCUCUCAUUGGCCAGCUCCUCGCCGCCCGCCAGCGGACGCUCCACCCCCAAGAUGGCGUCGCGCUCCGCGGCCCACGAGCUGGGCAUCAUGACCCUGCUGUGGGUUGGCAUGCCGGCGUGGUACGUGGCGGCGUGCCGUGCCAACGUAAAGAGCGGCGCCAUCAUGUCGGCGCUGUCGGACACGGAGAUCCAGCGUGAGAUCGGCAUCAGCAACCCGCUGCACCGACUCAAGCUGAGACUCGCCAUCCAGGAGAUGGUGACGCUGACCAGCCCCUCCGCCCCCCUCACCUCACGCACCUCCUCCGGAAAUGUGUGGGUGACUCACGAGGAGAUGGAGACCAUGGCCACGUCCACUAAAGCGGACAACGAGGAGGGCAGCUGGGCACAGACGCUGGCGUACGGCGACAUGAGUCACGAGUGGAUCGGUAACGAGUGGCUGCCCAGUCUGGGCCUCCCGCAGUACCGCAGCUACUUCAUGGAGUGCCUGGUGGACGCACGCAUGCUCGACCACCUCACCAAGAAGGACCUCCGCACACACCUCAAGAUGGUGGACAGCUUCCACCGAGCAAGUUUACAGUAUGGCAUCAUGUGUCUGAAGCGGCUGAACUACGAUCGCAAAGAGCUGGAGAGGAGACGAGAGGAUUGCCAGCAUGACAUCAGAGAUACGCUGGUGUGGACCAAUGAGCAGGUGGUCCAGUGGAUCCAGACGAUUGGGCUGAAGGAGUACAGCGGCAACCUAUCAGAGAGCGGCAUUCAUGGGGCCCUGAUCGCAUUGGACGAGACCUUCGACUUCUGCAGCCUCGCCCUCAUCCUGCAGAUACCCAUGCAGAACACACAGGCCAGGCAGGUUUUGGAACGGGAGUUCAACAACAUGCUGGCACUUGGCACCGAUCGUCGGGUAGACGAAAGUGACGAUAAAGCGUUUCGGCGGUCACCCUCCUGGCGUAAGCGCUUUCGUCCGCGGGACGGGCAGGGCUUGGGCAUGAUGCCAGGCUCCAUGGAAACGCUGCCCGCCGGAUUCCGUCUCACCACCAUGUCUAUGCCACCCUCCAUGGCCGUAGUGCCCAAGAAACAGCUGCAGCCCGAAGCUGCUCCCCCUCCCCCACAGAGACUUGACCCCUCCACUGUCAGGACUUAUUCCUGCUAACUCCUCUCUACUAACCCCCAAGCACUCGCGCUAACAGUGCAUUCCCACUACCUGUAUGGGCACACGCUUGCGGCCUUUCGAGAGUAACAUGCCAAAACCAGAGAGAUCUUUUUCGAGGUGACUCGGGAUGGAGGCGGGGCUUCCCACACCCCCCCUCUUCACCUGUACACCUGUGCUUUCUCGGACUCUGUGCAAUAGAAGGCGGGGCAGCGAUGACAUCACUUUUUGUCACACCACUGCGCCACGCCCGGCUGCCCUGGCCUGUCUGAGGACUCGAGCGAGUGUGUAGCUUGCAUCACCGCAGAGGAGGGGACCCCCUCUUCCUCCUCCUCCUCCUCCUUCUCCCGCUCCCAUUCCUCUCCCAGUAACCCCAGUUAUGUAGUUGUCGUGGUGAUGGUGUGUGUAUGCUCUCUGUUCUAAACUGGUGUACUUCGCCUAGUAGCCUGUCAGUUAGAGUCUAUUUCCUGGGUGUUUCUAUGGCAACAAGAGUAUAAGGCUUCCCCCCUCCGGUUAUGCAAGGUAUUAAUCUGUGUUUAUCUGUAUAUAAAAAUGGAUGACUUAUUAUGUUUUUUUAUAGAAAUAUAUAUACAUAUAUAUAAAUAUAUAUAUAUAUUGAAAUUGUAUAUGGAAAGAAGACUAUAUACUUAUUGUAUGAAAAUGAGCUAAUCUAAACCCUGUCGGAGUCGUUGAAUCUUUUUGUUUGUUGGCUAGCGGUGCGCUAGGCCAGCGUGUGAUGUGUUGGUGGCUCCGCCCCUCCUACAGCUGUGUGAGAACGCUGCGACGGUCACUUGAACAAAUACUCUUUUGCUCUGCAAUGAGUGCAUUCCAAUUAACCCUAACACGGUUAACAAGAAAAAGGCCAAGGUCCAUAACACACACUCUCUCUCUCUCUCUCUCUCUCUCUCUCUCUCUCGCUCGCUCGCUCUCUCUAUCUCCUGUGACUGUGUCAUCCCUGCCCAGCCAAGUCACGGUGAAUAAAAAGAUGUUCAGAUUAAAACAGAAUCACGUCAUGUGGAGGUCAUGUAACAGAACAAGCAAUAGUGAUCUGCAGUGCACGCUACGAAUACUCACUCAAGCAUACAUCGUCAUGGCACUCGUGCAGGCUGGACACCUGACGUCAGGGCUCGGCUCUGGAUCCUGAUUGGUAGAGAAAUGCAGUGACACCGUUCGGUUCCUUUUCAAGAGUCAGGGUGAGGCAUCCGUAGAAAGCCAUACAUCACGUGGUUAUGAACCUUUAGAGUCACUAGAGGUCUGUGGAGGCACUUUAACUUCAAGGUCACCUCUGUAGAGGCACUUUAACUUCAAGGUCACCUCUGUAGAGGCACUUUAACUUCAAGGUCACCUCUGUAGAGGCACUUUUACUUCACCUCUGAGCCAGUGUCUAGUAGAGGACACAGCUUGCGUGUUUUAUGGCCCAAUCCCAAUGUCCGGACUCACGAACUCACGGACUUUGGUGCGCAUUCCCGCGAAAUUCGUAUGGGCUUAGGGCUGUCCCAAUGUCGAAUUGCAACGGGCGUGAGGGUUUGAGUACAGACUUACCGAGCCCUUUCCGUGAGUCCGCAUCGGUGCAGACUUAACCUAAGGGAAUU
This is a messenger RNA of Sardina pilchardus (European sardine), 4751 nucleotides long. RefSeq names its product PTPRF interacting protein alpha 4 (gene ppfia4). Gene Ontology annotation, biological process: synapse organization. Lineage: Eukaryota; Metazoa; Chordata; Actinopteri; Clupeiformes; Clupeidae. Bases 1 to 3162 code for a protein of 1053 amino acids. The record is from RefSeq and is a predicted model, not a curated record. Gene Ontology annotation, cellular component: presynaptic active zone. The transcript is spliced from 25 exons. Gene Ontology annotation, molecular function: protein binding.